Messenger RNA from Triticum aestivum (bread wheat), 1980 nucleotides. RefSeq names its product proline-rich protein 4-like. The record is from RefSeq and is a predicted model, not a curated record. The transcript has a single exon. Lineage: Eukaryota; Viridiplantae; Streptophyta; Magnoliopsida; Poales; Poaceae. The coding region runs from base 225 to 1757 and encodes 510 amino acids.
AUUGAGUGAUUGCCUCUACGGCUCUACGCUACGUACGUACGUGUGAAGGUCGAGCUGUUCAUUCAUCCCUUGAGUAAUUGUUCAUUGAUGGAUCUUCCAUGGAGUGGAUCGCUCGCUCGCCGCCUGCUUCCUGGCUAUAUACACACCCUCGCCAUGGCUGCCGCUCCCUCACUUCGCUUGUGGUUGUUGUCGCAGAGGUGCAGCGGGUAGAUAGAUAGGUGGAGAUGGUCGCCAUGGAAGGAGGUGGUGGAGGGAGGCUGCUGCUCCGCGUUCUCAUCGUCUGCGCUGGGGCGCUGAUGGCGGCCGCUGCGGAGGGAGGCGGCGGCGGCGGCGGGGACACGUCGGUCGUCUUCGUCGUCGGCAUGGCCCAGUGCGCCGGCUGCGGGAGGAAGAGCUUGGGCGCCGAGGCGGCGUUCAGGGGCCUCAAGGUCGCCAUCACGUGCAAGAACGAGAGCAAGGCCGUCGCCAGCCUCGACGGCACGGGCGCGUUCGAGGUGCUCCUCCCGGCCGACGCCGGCGCCUCCGAGUGCCUCGCGCAGCUCCAGAGCGCGGCGAGCGGCGCGCCGUGCCCCGGGCAGGAGCCGUCGAGGAUCGUGCCGCUGCUGGCCGAGGGCACCUUCGUCGCCGUCGCUGGCAAGGCGGCGCGAGGUGGGACGUCGGCGGCGCCCGAGUGCGCGGCGGCCAACAUCUGCUUCCCGUGCCACGCGUUCGGCAGGAAGCCCUUGUUCGCGCACCGGCGCAUGAAGCCCAUGCCGGUGUACGCUCCGCCCGUGUACGGGACGCCGGUGCCGGCGUGCCUUUGCACCCCUACCCCGGCCCCGGGGUGCCAGUGCCCUUCUGCCAUGCCGGUUUACGGGACGCCCGUGCCGGAAUACUACCCGCCUCCAGCCCCGGAGUACGGGACGGCGACGCCGGUGUAUGCUCCGCCAGUGUACGGGACGGCGACGCCGGUGUAUGCUCCGCCCACCGUGCCCGUGUACGGUACGCCGACGCCCGUGUAUGCUCCACCGGUGUACGGGACGCCGACGCCCGUGUAUGCUCCGCCCACGGCGCCCGUGUACGGGACGCCGACGCCGGAUUGCCCUCCUGAGGCGCCAGAGUACGGGACGCCGACGCCCGUGUAUGCUCCGCCCACGGCGCCCGUGUACGGGACGCCGACGCCGGACUGCCCUCCCGAGGCGCCGGAGUACGGGACGCCGACGCCGGUGUACGCUCCGCCCACGGCGUCGAGAUGCCUGUGCACGCCUACUCCAGAGCCGGGAUGCCAAUGCCCUUCCACGAAGCCGGCGUACGGGACGCCGACGCCGGUGUACGCUCCGCCCACGGCGCCGAGAUGCCUGUGCACCCCGACCCCGGAGCCGGGAUGCCAGUGCCCCACUCCAACCCCCACGCCGGUCUACGUGGCGCCGCCGACGCCGCAGCUCCCUCCCCCCACGCCGGUGUACGGGACUCCAUCGCCGGUAUACGCUCCACCCACGGCGCCGGUGUACGGGACUCCAUCGCCGGUAUACGCUCCACCGACGGCGCCCGUGUACGGUACUCCAUCCCCGAGAUGCCUCUGCACCCCGACCCCCGCGCCGGGGUGCGAGUGCCCUGCUCCCACCCCCACGCCAGUCUACGGCACGCCAGCACCGACGACGUACCCUCCUGCCGCUCCGGCGUACCCACGGCCGGCGCCGGAGUACGGAGCGCCGCCGGCGCCAGAGUGCCCGCCAGAGUACGGCACGCCCAUCUACACUCCUCCGGGCCACCAGUAGUUCUAUCAAUGCAUGGUAGCACUCUGACAUUACGAGGGUACAUUCUGAGGGGAAUAAAAGGUUGUGAGACUGAUUAAUGGCGGCCAGCUUUGAUGACGAUGGAGCAUGCUCGUGUACGCUGUACGUACUUUCCAAAUUGUUUGCAUUUGGCAAUGGACACAGGAAGGUGUAUGUUCAUGCGUGAUGUGACGUUCUCCCUAGGAAGAACUAUACUCACUGGUCA